Plectropomus leopardus (leopard coralgrouper) is the source of this 1609-nucleotide messenger RNA. Lineage: Eukaryota; Metazoa; Chordata; Actinopteri; Perciformes; Serranidae. The record is from RefSeq and is a predicted model, not a curated record.
AUGUCGACCCAGAUUUUGUCGAGGACACGGGAUGUGUUGAGGAAAGCAAAAACAAACUUACAGGAGAACGAGCUCAGGAUUUCCUCUCUUCGCCAUGCCUCUUUCUCCCCCUCCUCCCCUUUCUCCCCCUCCUCCUCCUUCUCUUUCACUCCCUCCUCCUCCUCCUCACACCCCUGGCCUGGUAAAGGUGAGAACACAGGAGGCUUCUGUGAGCUCGCCUACUCUCCUGGUUGGAGUAUCAUGAGGUCUUCAUCCUCCUCCUCCUCCUCCUCCUCCUCCUCUUCUGUCCUAGGACCUGCUCAGCACCAGCGUCCCCUGCAGUCAGCCUUCCUGUAGUGCACCAACCCCAAGUUCCUCAUAGUCAUCUCACUGUUUUAACAGAAAAUGCUGGAAAUGCUGGCUCUCUUACUGGCUGAGAAACAUUUCAGUUGAGUUGCAUCUGUUUGGGUGUUAAUGAAUGUUUGUGUUGUUUUGAAUAUUUCUGCCGGUUCAUGAUGGUUUAUGGAUGUGAAUGAUUGUAAUUGAUUAUUAUUGGUAUAAUGUAUGUAGGUUCAGAGGGCUUUUGUUGAGGCCAUCAACUGAAUUGUUUUUCUCAAUUAUAAGAGACCAGUGGGAGUUUGGCUGAAGUUGGUUUAUGAUUAAGAGCUUCUGAUUAAGCCUUCAUUCCCAUUUUCCCCAAAUUUGACAAAUAUGAAUACAGAUUAAAACUCAAAGACAGUUUAGUCAAGGUACUACAUGAUGUUUUAAAUGAUCAUGUGGUAGAAGCACACAAGAAAGGGUUAAAUUUUGUUUUUCCUGAUCCAAAUGCAAUAUCUAGUCUGUGGGCCUAUCCCAGUUCCCCCCUCGGCCAUACCACUUGUGCUGCUCGUAGGGCAGGGUGUCCUGUUUCUUUUUGGGGAAUCGGGGUAGUGGUCAGUAGCAGGUGGCGCUUGAAAAGUGGCUGGAUACAGGAUGCAGGCCCCAAACAGAGGAAAAUUCCUGGAAUACUUUGCAAACAGCAGCAGUCUAAAUGUAAAAAAAAAAAAAACAUUUUCAUCAGUAUUAAGUAACCAAUGCUAUGUCAAAUGUUUAUCAAUUACUUUUAGCUAACUAAUGCUAUUCAGGUGUUUAUCAUUUGCUUUCAGCUAUUUGUUUCAACUAUUUGUUCUUAAGUGUUAGCUAACUAAUGCUAUUUUAACAGUUUGUGUUAGUUUUAGCUGAUUGUUUCAACAGAUUAUUUAUCAGUUUUUGCUAAGUAAUGCUAUUUCAAUUGCUUAUCGGUUACUUUUAGCUAACUAAUACUAUUAUAAGUAAAUUAUAACUAUUUAUCACUCUUCAUCACUUUCAGCUAUCUCUUCCAACCAAUUAUUCAGCUGUUUAUCAAUUACUUUUAGCUAACUGUUUGUCUAUGUUAGCUAACGACUGCUAUUUUAAUUGUUUCACUUACUUUUAGAUAACUGUUUCAACUGUUUAUUCAUCAGUGUUAGCUAACUAAUGCUAUUUUAACUGUUUCAGUUACUACUACUAGUUACUUUUAGCUAACUGCUAACUUACAUAUACGUCAUUGCGUCAUUACUAAUGGCAUAACGAAUGGCAUCCCAUUUCCUAGGUUAAGGUUAAGGUUAAGCCC